AUGGUUUCACGUUGUAAGUAUCAAAGCUCGUCCGAAGUCGGCGCAUAUGCAACAUUAACAGACACCUAUUGCUUACUUCCCACCACAACGACAAAAUCAUGGACAGAAACUUUUGAUGUUUUGACAGAUUUCAACAACACAACAUUAGUCAUGUCUAAUAUCGCAGGUACACCAAUUGUCGGCAGAUUGACUGUUGGCAACAAGAAUGGUUUACUUGUUCCGUUAACAACAACAGAUUCAGAAUUAGCUCAAAUUGAGCAAUCCCUUCCAGACGGAGUUGUCGUUGAAAGAAUUGAAGAGAAGUUUUCUGCUUUAGGCAACGUCAUUUCAUGCAAUGACCAUAUAGCUUUAAUCCACCCAGAACUCGACCAAGAAACAGUCGAAAUUAUCAAAGACGUUUUACAAGUUGAUGUCUUCCCAACAUUGAUUGCUAACGAGUCCUUGGUCGGUUCAUACUCAGUUUUCACAAAUAGAGGCGGAAUUGUUACGCCAAAGGCAACAGUUGAAGAAAUUGAGGAGCUUUCUGGUCAAUUAGGCAUUAAUAUCGAAGCUGCUACGGUUAAUAGAGGAAGUGGCUUAGUUAAUGCAGGAAUUUUAGUUAAUAACAGCCGCCUUUUCUGCGGUUGGGAAACAACAGCUCUUGAAAUCGCAAACUUAACAAGAAUCUUCAAGAUCGAUGAUAAUACAAUGAAGACUGAAGAAAAUGGAACUGUUGACGAUGUAGAUAUCCUCGCUUUAAUAGACUUGUAUUUAUCUAAAAACUUAUACUAUUAUAUCGUACAAACAUACCCAUUCCUAUUUUCAUUGAACUCUUAUUUCAUAUUUGAGAAGAUUAACGAUAAAAAUCUCUAUUGA
Molecule: messenger RNA, 855 nt
Organism: Trichomonas vaginalis G3
Lineage: Eukaryota; Parabasalia; Trichomonadida; Trichomonadidae
Product: translation initiation factor eIF-6 family protein
Exons: 1
Coding region: 1-855 (284 amino acids)
Biological process (GO): maturation of 5.8S rRNA; assembly of large subunit precursor of preribosome; maturation of LSU-rRNA
Cellular component (GO): preribosome, large subunit precursor; nucleolus; cytosol
Molecular function (GO): ribosomal large subunit binding
Source: RefSeq, a predicted model, not a curated record